Messenger RNA from Haliotis rubra (blacklip abalone), 1319 nucleotides. RefSeq names its product cell wall protein DAN4-like. The record is from RefSeq and is a predicted model, not a curated record. Lineage: Eukaryota; Metazoa; Mollusca; Gastropoda; Lepetellida; Haliotidae. Bases 5 to 805 code for a protein of 266 amino acids. The transcript has a single exon.
AUCAAUGACUACAACUACAACACCUACAUCUUCAACUACCACAACACCAUCUUCAACUACCACAACACCUGCAACAACGAUCACACGUACAACUACAACACCUGCCACUACAACCACAAUACCCGUUACUACGACCACAACACCUGCAACAACCACCCAAACUACAACAUCAAUGACUACAACUACAACUCCUACAUCCACAACAACUGCCACUACAACUACAACACCAUCUUCAACUACCACAACACCUGCAACAACAACCACCCAAACUACAACACCAAUGACUACAACUACAACUCCUACAUCCACAACUGCCCCUACAACUACAACACCUUUAUCCACAACAACUGCCACUACAACCACAACACCUUCUGCAACGACCACAACACCUGCAACAACAACCACCCAAACUACAAUAUCAUUGACUACUACUACAACACCUACAUCCACAACAACUGUCACUACAACUACAACACCUUCUUCAACGACCACAACACCUGCAACAACGAUCACACGUACAACUACAACACCUGCCACUACAACCACAACACCUGUUACUACGACCACCACACUUGCAACUACAACUACAACACGUAAACCUACUGUCACAGUCACGACCACAACGACAACUACAAUUACAAAACCUACUGCAAUCACAACAACAACAACCACAAGCUCAAAACCUGAAACUACAACCACGACUAGGACAACCAUUACAAGAUCAACAUCUGCAAGUACUACAGUUCUGGUGGAAUCAUUCCUGUCGCCGCCAGAGUCUUUCAAUACUGAUGAACAGCCACGAUGAAGUCGAUCAAAUUUGCACCACACCAAACGGUCACAAUCUGUAAUCAUUCAGUUCCAAACGCAAUGCUACCGCUGAUGGUGCACAGGACAAAGCCAAAUUAGUUCCACCAGGCCUUGAAAUAUGUAUAAUAGUGCUUACUGUGUGUGUGCAACUGUAUCAGCGGUGUACCCAUGCCAUGGAUGAGACAGAUUUUCUGGAAACUGUGUAUUAGAAGUUGUGUGUGGAUCAACAUCCCUGAACAGCGUGAGGAAGAACAUGCCAUUGCACAUCUUUGUAUUUCCGUGCCUAGGAUCUCACCCUGUGCAUGCUACUCAGCAAUUUAACCUCUCACUUCUGUGUAAGCACAUAAAUCUAAAGUGUGCAAGUUUGUUCCCUCUUGACGUGUUCCGUACUAUGCUCUUACAUCGUUGUGCCUUAGCUAUAUGUAUCUCACCCCAAAUGUGUAGAUAUAGACCACUGAGUGUGUAAGAUCUAUACAUGUUCUUAAAACAUUGUUUUCACAUGUAAUUACAGA